Messenger RNA from Drosophila subobscura, 2115 nucleotides. RefSeq lists its product as uncharacterized. The record is from RefSeq and is a predicted model, not a curated record. Lineage: Eukaryota; Metazoa; Arthropoda; Insecta; Diptera; Drosophilidae. The transcript is spliced from 3 exons. The coding region runs from base 28 to 2115 and encodes 695 amino acids.
AAAGAUUUCAUUCAAAUUUCGAGUAAAAUGUUCAAUAUUUUUGAGUGUCAGCUCAAUAAAAUGGAAGAAGAGGACACAGAGGAGCUGAUGCUAGACAAUCACUACGAAACGCUGCUCACACGUUAUGAGGACUACUUCAAGGGUUUGGCCUUCAAUUCGGAUCGCAUAAUCAUUGGCAAAUGGCUGGAGGUCUUUGGGCAGGCGACCGCUGAAGAGAAGUUAGCUCGGAAUGGGCUGAUGCUGCUGCUGCAGGGCCACCUCUCGGAGUUUGGUUUGCUCAAGGAACCCUUUACGGAUAUGCGAAAUUGUAGCAGGAAUCUAAACAGCGUUUUGGAUAAUUAUCAGGGCAUAACGAUGGGGCAGGAGGAAGAGGAGCCAACAGAGUACACAGAGUUCUCAGAGGCCUCCUCGGAGCUGGGUUCCUACGAUCAGCAUCUCUCCAGUGCCGUUACAGGAAUCAGAAAUGGAAAUUUUAUGCAGAAGAUGAAAACCUUUGAGGGAAACGCUCAGCGCACAGAAAUGACAGCCACGCUGGACUCCAGCCAUAGCAGUGAACAUUUGCUGAACUUUGGUAAGAAUUUGGCCAAGAGAACAACUUCCUACAACCUGCCGCAGCUCAACCAAGAAGAGCCAACGCCGCAGAGUGCUUUCCUGAACGAAUACGCCUCAUUACAUGAGCUGAAGCAGCGCUUCGAGGAAGUGGCCAAGCGGCUAGGAGUUGAGUCCACACCCUGCCUGGCAGAGCAGAAACCAUCGGAGGGUGAGACCCUGAAGGCAGCAACGUCUCUGGGUGAGCAAAUAAGGUUAAUGGCUGGGAACCACCGAUCGGAGGUGGCCAUACACGAACCUAUAAGGAAACAGAAUUGGACACAACGCAGCUGGAAGCGGGCACAGCCCGCACACAGUCAGAGCAAGGUAGAAGCGACAGCCCAACGGGCAGAAGGAGGCGCUGAGACAUUGAAGCCAGGCAAACAUGUGCAUUUCAUGGAUCAACGCAGCAGCCAUGAGAGCUUCAAAGAUGCCACAACACAGCAUGAGCCAGAAACUGCAGAGGAAGCAAGCCCCAUACUUCGACAGGAGAAACCACGAAGCAAAGAUGCUGCAACGGAAUGGACACCAGAAACAUCAAGCUUAAGCCCAUCACUGGAUGAUCGAAAGGAGAAGCGGAGUAAAGGCCACCGGGCACCAAGGUGUAAAGACUCCACAACCCAAUGGACACCAAGAGAAACAACACAAAGCUGCAGCUCUAAGCCUGCACUGAAUGAGCCAAGAAAGAUCCAGGGUAAGUUCCCCAAGGAACCACGAACCACGAAAGAUGCCACAACGGAAUGUACACCACGCGAUGGAAAGCCACAGGAAGAUCAGCAGCAGAUCCAACGACCCAAAGCAGGCAUUGAGCAAAAGGAAACCACAAAGCCAAGCUCCGCUCCAAGCGCCGCUCCAAGUUCUGUGGCUGAAAACCUACAAAUCCUAAUGGAAAGAAACGAGGAGCUGCGUCGUCAGUGCCUGAAGUACUACCACGAAGAUGGCCGCUUGAGGCGAAGCCCAGCCGGUGACUCGCAGCUCCAGCUGCAGCCUCAACGACUGUCCAAGGGUUUCAAACGUGGGGUACUGCGAGGCAUGCAGCGUCUGAGACGCUGGAAUGGAGCACCACACAGCCUGAAGUUCUUCUCGGCCAUCUUCAGCCGGUGCGGCGUGCGCGUGGGACACAGGCGACUGCGCAGCCUGGACCGGCAGCUGGAGCAGAUGGCCAGCAGGUGGCUGCAGGAGCAGUUGCGACUGAGACGGGAGCGUGUCUGGAGCCUCUAUCUCCGGUCCGUGACUGCCAAGAGUGCGCCACAGCUCACGCCGCGGACAGCCAAGGAGCUGGAUCAGCUGUUCGAGAACCGCAAGGCAGUCUUCCUGGAGGAGAUGGAGCACACGGCCAAGCUGAAGGAGCUGUGGGUGGAGCAGUGUCUGGGCCGAAUACGGGACCAGCAGCUGCAGCAGGUGCUGGGCAAACUCGAUGAGAAGUACCUGAAACUCGUAAAGGGACUGAACAAGCUCGUCCGCCGGCAGGAGAAGCUUUCGAGGCAUAACGCCAGGCUGCCCCGCUCAUUAAUUAAUUUCAUUUAA